Molecule: messenger RNA, 6250 nt
Organism: Oncorhynchus nerka (sockeye salmon)
Lineage: Eukaryota; Metazoa; Chordata; Actinopteri; Salmoniformes; Salmonidae
Product: kelch-like protein 26
Molecular function (GO): protein binding
Source: RefSeq, a predicted model, not a curated record
UUGAUAAAAGGAUAUUAGAAGGGUGAGCCGGUUAAGGAUCGAUUCAGACCAGGUGUUAAAAUUGUACGACAAGCGACAGUUUAUUUCAGAGGGAGAAUAUCUGGUACACGUAAAUACGGCUCUUCCGUUAGUUCGUGUUGGAACAGCAGGCAGAGAGAGCGUAAACAGUCAGCACAGCCCUUAUAUACGUCACAGAAAGUAGGUUGACCCUAGGAAGAUCGGAUCUCCGGAUUGGUUCAGCUGGUUGUAGUCUGUAGUCUUCCGCCAUUGGCUCAGUUGUCUGUCCGUCAUCGUAGAAUCUUCUUCGGGCACACAGUGUUCGGUUACAUAGGAGAUUAUGUGUGUAAUGUGGGAGCUAUCCUGUAGGGGACCCCACAGGCUUUACUGUGAAAAUACGUUGCUAUGUGUUGUCUCAGUUAUAACAAUGCAAUAGCCAUGUAUUUAGCAGUAGGUUGGUCUCCUGCAUAAUAGCAAUUCUUUACACUAGCUGAUUACAGUUCUGCUCCUUGUUAUAUCUGUGCAGUGGUUUUCCCAGACCUAGACGUCCUUGCAUUCACAAAAGUACAGUUGCGCGCGCGCUCAGUACAAACCCGAAAAAAGUCCCAGCACAACAGAACAUUUACAUCUGGUGCAGAGAUCACCAUAUUUUAGCACGGGGGAAAGUAACAUAAUUUGCUUAUCGAUAGGCUUGAUGCGUUUAUUUUGUUAUGCCUUUGACCUACUGCUACAUUAGAAAAUGGCGGAGUCGGAUGGUGGGGAUUUCGCCUCGAAUCGUCCGCAGAACAGUAUGGCUAACCAGAAUAGCACCCUGCGUUGCACGUUCUCAGCCCCAAGCCAUAGCGCCACUCUCCUGCAGGGCUUGUCGGUCCUGCGAGUCCAGGGGCAGCUCCUGGAUGUGGUGCUGGCCAUCAAUGAGGAGCGCUUCCAGGUUCACAAGGCAGUGCUGGCCUCCUGCAGUGACUACUUCAGAGCCAUGUUCACUGGAGGCAUGAGGGAGUCAAACAAGGAUACCAUUGAGCUGAAAGGCUUGUCCGCCCGCGGCCUGAAACAUAUAAUUGACUUUGCUUACAGCGCAGACGUCACACUUGACCUGGACUGCAUUCAGGAUGUACUGGGAGCAGCUGUCUUUCUCCAGAUGGUCCCAGUCGUGGAGCUCUGCGAGGAGUUCCUCAAGUCAGCCAUGAGCGUAGAGACCUGCCUGAACAUUGGCCAGAUGGCCACCACCUUCAACCUGUCCUCCCUCAAGGAGUCUGUGGACACCUUUACUUUCCGCAACUUCCUGCAGAUCGCUGAGGAGGAGGACUUCCUGCACAUUCCCAUGGAGCGCCUGGUCUUCUUCCUGCAGAGCAACAAGCUGAAGAACUGCAGCGAGAUCGACCUGUUCCACGCUGCCAUCCGCUGGCUGCAGCACGACGAGGCCCGCCGGGCCGGAGCCCAUAAAGUGCUCUGCCACGUACGAUUCCCCCUCAUGCGCUCCUCAGAGCUGGUGGACAGCGUGCAGACGGUGGACAUCAUGGUAGAGGACGUGCUGUGCAGGCAGUACCUCCUGGAGGCCUUCAACUUCCAGAUCCUCCCCUUUCGUCAGCACGAGAUGCAGUCCCCUCGGACCGUGAUCCGCUCCGAAGUAGUUUCGCUUAUUACCUUUGGUGGGACACCCUACACUGACAAUGAUCGCACUGUGAGCAGUAAGGUGUUCUAUCUUCCAGACAUUGCCGCGCGUCAGUAAGAACUAACGGAGGCGGAGACAGGUUCCAGCCACGCCUGUGUAUCGGUGCUGGACAACUUUGUUUACGUAGUAGGCGGGCAGCACCUGCAGUACCGGAGCGGCGAAGGGGCGGUAAACGUCUGCUUCCGCUAUGACCCGCACCUGAGUCAAUGGCUGCGCAUCCAGCCGAUGCAGGAGGUGCGCAUUCAGUUCCAGCUCAACGUUCUUCAAGGACAACUCUACGCCACUGGGGGGCGCAACCGAUCUGGAAGUCUGUCGUCCGUAGAGUGCUACUGUCCCAAGACAAAUGAGUGGACCUACGUGGAACCACUGAAACGCAGAAUCUGGGGCCAUGCAGGAACUCCCUGUGGUGACAAGCUCUACAUCUCAGGGGGUUACGGUGUCUCGGUGGACGAUAAGAAAGCCCUGCACUGUUAUGAUCCCACAUCUGACCAAUGGGACUUCAAAUCGCCCAUGAACGAGCCCAGAGUGCUUCAUGCUAUGAUCAGCGCCAAAGACCGUGUUUACUGCCUGGGCGGUCGCAUGGACCACGUGGACCGCUGCUUUGACGUCCUGGUGGUUGAGUAUUAUAUUCCAGAGAAUGACCAGUGGACCACUGUUAGCCCCAUGCGAACAGGGCAAUCUGAGGCAGGCUGCUGCUUGUUGGACAAAAAGAUCUAUAUCGUUGGAGGGUACAAUUGGCAUCUAAACAAUGUCACAAGCAUCGUGCAAGUGUACAACACAGAGGCUGAUGAGUGGGAGAGGGACUUGCACUUCCCUGAGUCUUUUGCAGGAAUUGCGUGUACGCCGAUCAUACUUCCACAAUCCACCACGCAACGGUAAUCCCUCCGCCCAAAGUGACUGUGACAAUUUGAUUCCAUGGGCGAUUCCUCACAAAAGUGAAAACAAAAAAAAUACCAUGAUUUGAGGGAUUUUCAGGCAAUUUAAUCCACAGAAGUGUCCUUUGGAAGAAGGAUGGAUGACACAUACAGUGCCUUCAGAAAGUAUUCACACCCCUUGACUUUUUCCACAACUUGUUGUGUUACAGCCUGAAUUUAAAAUGGAUUAAAUUUGGAUUUUGUGUCACUGGCCUACGCACAAUACCCUAUAAUGUUAAAGUGGAAUUAUGUUUUUUUAAUUUUUUUUUUUUACAAAUGAACAAAAACCUGAAAUGUCUUGAGUCAAUAAGUAUUCAACCCCUUUGCUAUGACAAGCCUAAAUAAUUUCAGUAGUAAAUUUGCUUAACAAGUCACAUAAUAAGUUGCAUGUACUUAUGUGUGCGAUAACAGUGUUUAUCAUGAUUUUUGAAUGACUACCUCAUCUCUGUACCCCACACAUACAAUUAUCCAUAAGGUUCUUCAGUCGAGCAGUGAAUUUCAAACAGAGAUUCAACCACAAAUACCAGGGAGGUUUUCCAAUGCCUUGCAAAGAAGGGCACCUAUUGGUAGAUGGAUGAAAAAAAACAGACAUUGAAUAUCCCUUUGAGCAUGGUCAAGUUAUUAAUUACAUUUUGGAUGGUGUAUUAAUACACCCAGUCACUACAAAGAUACAGGGGUCCUUCGUAACUCAGUUGCUGGAGAGGAAGGGGUUUCACCAUGAUGCCAAUGGUGACUUUAAAACAGUUACAGAGUUUAUUGGAGAAAACUGAGGAUGGAUCAACAACAUUGUAGUUACUCCAUAAUACUAACCUAAAUGACAGAGUGAGAAGAAGGAAGUCUGCACAGACUAAAAAUAUUCCAAAACAUAGAUCCUGUUUGCAAUAAGACACUAAAGUAAAACUGCCCUAAACAAUUGGCAAAUAAAUUAACUUUAUGUCUUGAAUACAAGACAAUAUUGAAUGUUCCUGAGUGGCCUAGUUACAGUUUUGACUUAAAUUGACUUGAAAAUAUAUGGCAAGAGUUGAAAAUAGCUGUCUAACAAUGGUCAACAACCAACUUGACAGCUAGAAGAAGAAAAAUAAUCAUGUUCAAAUGUUUUUACAAUCCAGGUGUGCAAACCUCUUAGAGACUUACCCAGAAAGACUCACAGCUGUAAUCACUACCAAAGGUGAUUCUAACAUGUAUUGACUCAGGGGUGUGAAUACUUAAGUAUAUUUGAUAUUUCAUUUUCAAUAAAUGUGCAAAAAAAAAUCAAAAAAUAUGUUUUCAAUUUGUCAUUAUGUGUUACUGUGUGUAGAUGGGUGAGUUUUUUUUAGAUGUAAUACAUUUUAAAAUUCAGGCAGUAACACAACAAAAUGUGGAAUAAGUCAAGGGGUAUGAAUAGUUUCUGAAGGUACUGUAUUUGACAUUUGUAUCUUAACGCAUAAUUGAGAAAUAAUGAAUUGAAGUUGGAAUAUGUGUGACAUUUUCGCCUUGACUAUACCUCCUUUAAGACUCCAUAAUGUUUAAUCUGUUAAGAUCUGUUAAGAUGUUGCUAUAAUAUAGGCUACAGUGUAUUACUUCAGCUUCCAUCCUAUGGUUGAGGUCCAUGUGCUGCAUUAUGAUGAACUGUGUUUGAAAUGAUGUGAAGGCCAGAGCUAGUGUAAAUGUAUUAGUGGCCUUUUAAUGGGAAAUAAGUGUUAGCUCUAAGGAUAGACUUGCUUUUAAAUAGAUAGAUACAUUAUUGACAUUUCAAUGUAGUUUGGGGUGUUUAAAAAAAAUACUUCAAGCAAUACCCACAAUCAAAAACCUAUUAACAGAUUUGCAGGAUAACAUUUCUACAUUUGUGCCCUGCAUCAAGGAAGCAUGUUUCUAUUAAUUGGUUGGGCAAAUACAUUGAAAUAGUCCAUUUGCAGGGUUUAACUUAAAACAAAACGAAAAUUACAACAGAUUUGAUGACAGAUUAGACUGCAUGGUACCCGUAAGAAUUGUUCACAUUGAAGUUACUCAAAUUCAAUUUUAUUGCAUAUAGCGGAUUAGAAUCUGUUCUUUUUCCUGCAGUCUGAACAGCCAAAAAGCACAUGGAAUUUGAUAUUUCAAGACACAUUUCAAACCACCUUUGUAGUUCCUUUGAAUGCAGAUACAAAUCUUAUUCCUGGCCACGCGUCUUGUCUGAACCGUCAAAUCUGAUUUGCCCUCGUGUGGUUUUUAGACAGUUAUUUGGCAUAUAUUGUUGCUUGCUAGCUACUCUGUUGACAGUUUGACAAUAACAUGUGGUAUCUAACUAGCUUGUUAAUUGUUUACAAACAAAUUAGUGAAUGUGCUAGAAAGCUAAACAGAUACCUAGCUAGCUAGUUGACUGCUGUGGCUAGCCAAAAAGGACUUGUUUUGAAACUACUUGUCUUAACCUUUGAGGCUUAAAAAGUGUUCUUACACUAUGAUGUUGAACAUUCAAAUCAACUGGGAAACGUCCAUGGGAGGCAUUGUUGUCACCUUAGCUUGCUACAUAACUUCUGAUGCUUCGAUCUGAUACCAUUUCUGUCUAGCCGUCUACGCAUACAAUUUGAUGCAUACGUUUGAUAAAUCCAAAGUGUCCACCACACAGAAUGCACUGCAACUGCUUCUGCAACGCAAUGCUGCAAGGCAAACGCACAUUCCAUUGGAAAUGAAUGUACAGUAGUGAUCAAAUGUUUGGACACACCUACUCAUUCAAGGGUUUUUCUUUAUUUUUACUAUUUUCUACAUUGUGGAAUAAUAGUGAAGACAUCAAAACUAGGAAAAAACACAUAUGGAAUCGCGUAGUAACCAAAAAAAGUGUUAAACAAAUCAAAAUAUAUUUUAGAUUCUACAAAGUAGCCACCCUUUGCCUUGAUGACAGCUUUGCACACUCUUGGUAUUCCCUCAACCAGCUUUACCUGGAAUGCUUUUCCAACUGUCUUGAAGGAGUUCCUACAUAUGCUGAGCACUUGUUGGCUGCUUUUGCUUCACUCUGCGGUCCAACUCAUCCCAAACCAUCUCAAUUGGGUUGAGGUCGGGUGAUUGUGGAGGCCAGGUCAUCUGAUGCAGCACUCCGUCACUCUCCUUCUUGGUCAAAUAGCCCUUACACAGCCUGGAGGUGUGUUGGGUCAAUGUCCUGUUGAAAAACAAAUGAUAGUCAGACUAAGCGUAAACCAGAUGGGAUGGUGUAUCGCUGCAGAAUGCUGUGGUAGCCAUGCUAGUUAAGUGUUCCUUGAAUUGUGUUCCUUGAAUUCUAAAUAAGUCACCGAGAGUGUCACCAGCACAAAGCUCCUCCAUGUCUCACAAAGACACAGUGGUUGGAACCAUCAGACCAAAGGACAGAUUUCCACUGGUCUAAUGUCCAUUGCUUGUGUUUCUUGGCCCAAGCAAGUCUCUUCUUGUUAUUGGUGUCCUUUAGUAGUGGUUUCUUUGCAGCAAUUAAAGCCUGAAGGCCUGAUUCACGCAGUCGCCCCCGAACAGUUGAUGUUGAGAUGUGUCUGUUACUUAAACUUCGGGGAACAUUUAUUUGGGCUACAAUUUCUGAGGCUGGUAACUGUAAUGAACUUAUCCUCUGCAGCAGAGGUAACUCUGGGUCUUCCUUUCCUGUGGCGAUCCUCAUGAGUGUCAGUUUCAUCAUAGAGCUUGAUGGUUUUUGCAACUGCACUUGAAUAAACUUUAAAAGUUCUUUAAA